This is a messenger RNA of Closterium sp. NIES-65, 11844 nucleotides long. Lineage: Eukaryota; Viridiplantae; Streptophyta; Zygnematophyceae; Desmidiales; Closteriaceae. The record is from the annotation of a GenBank genome assembly.
AUGUAUGCUCUGGACUUCUCUGCUGAAGCACACCGCACAUCUCCUGCCCUACUGCUCCCCGGCCCGUCAGACCAUCACCACCCUCAUUCCCCUUCACCGGCUGAUGAUCCCCUUAGUCUGCCUCACGACCCCCCUUCUCAGCACGGGCAUCUAAGCCCUGGGUGGAACUCUAACCUGCAGCGUGGGGAUUCGAACCCGGGUCUGCAGCUUGAAGAGGUUCACUCAGGUUGCCAGCAGCUGGAUUUGAACCUGGGUCUGCAGCAUGAGGACUUUAACCCUUAUUGCCAGCAGCCGGAGUUGAACCCGGGUCUGCAGAAGUACCGGGUGACGUACACCAAGUUCGAGGGGGACGAUGAGGAUGUGGUGGGGCUGCGCUUGCGCCUGCGCUCGCGGACUCUCAGCGUGGCAGAGUGCGAACGCGUGCGCGAGGGGAUGGUAGUGGUGGCAUUCGUGAAGCACCCCGAGGGAGACCCUAGUGUGGACGCAGAGGUGAGAGAGACCAAGGUUGGUUUGAAAGGGAGCCUGCGCUCGCAGACGCUCAGCGUGGCGGAUUGCAUGCGUGCAGGAGGGCAUGGUGGUGGUGGCGUUUGUCAAGCACCCCCAGCGCAUUACGAUGGGCGGGUGGUGGCGAUUGACAGGAAGCCUCACAAGGUGCCGGGGAGGGGCAGGAGGGCGCGCUGCGAGUGCACCUUCUACCACCAUCUAGAGUCUAUCGGGCAGCCGUACCCCGUGCCGAGGGUGGAGUGGUGGAGCAGAGUGGGGGGCGAGGAGGUGGUGGUGAGUGGGUGGGGGUGGGAGGAUUGGCGGGUGGAUCAGCCGUUUUCCUGGCAAGGGCUCGUGCUGACUGCUCCUGAUGGUGUGGCUGGUGCUGGUGGUGAUGGUGGUGGUGGUGCGGCUGCUGUUGAUGCUGUUGCUCCGGAUGCUGGUUUUGCUGCUGGUGAUGCUGCACCAGGUGAUGAUGCUGCUGCUGCCAGUUGUGCCAUGGGGGGGAGUGGCAUGGGGGUAGAUGGCAUGGGUGCGAAUGUAAGGAUUUGCAAUGGCAUGCAUGGCAACAGCGCGCCCAGCAACCACAGGGAUGCGGAUUGCAGGCAGCGGAACGAUCUCCGUGCUGCUGGUGCUUCUGCUGCUGGUGGUGGUGGCAAGUGUGCAUUGGAUGUGCUCGGUGCUGGUAAGCCGCCCUUCACACCUGCCAAUGCAUCCUGCUGUGCCUCCUCCCCACCGCCUUCACUCCCUGCCCCUCUGCCCUCAUGCGCGAGCAGCAACGGGGGUGGGCCUGGAGGGAGCAGCACUGGUGGUGGGCUCAGGGAACAGUGUUGUUGUGGUGGUGGUGCUGACAGGGAUGCUGCUGCUGCUGUCGGCGCUGCUGCUUCUGCAGGUGAUGCUUUUGCUGCUGCUGGUGGCGAUGCUGCUGCUGCUGGCGAUGCUGCUGCUGCUUCUGCUGGUGAUGCUCCUCCUCCUCCUGCUGCUGCUGCUGCUCUUGCUGGCAGCAGUGGCAGUGGUGGCAGUGCUGAAGCGAUCUUGAAUCUCCCUGGAGUGACUGUUGCCCCUGGUGACGGUUCUUCUGAAGGGGAGGUUGAACGAACGGUGGUUGAGUGUGAGGAAAUCCGAGGAGAGGAGGAUGGGGGAGACGGGGAUGGGGAAGAGGGGGACGUGAUAGAGUGGGGAGGGGGAGAGGGGGACGUGAGAGAAUGGGGAGUGGAAGAGGUGGAAAUGAGAGAGCGGGAAGCGGAGGAUGGUGCAUUGGACGAGGAGAAAGAGUUGGAGGAGGAGGAGAAAGAGUUGGAGGAGGAGGAGAAAGAGUUGGAGGAGGAGGAGAAAGAGUUGGAGGAGGAGGAGAAAGAGUUGGAGGAGGAGGAGAAAGAGUUGGAGGAGAAAAACGAUUUAGGGGAGGAGGAGAAGGAGUUGGAAGAGGAGGAAAAGGAAUUGGGGGAGGGGGAGAAAGAAUUGGGGGAGGAGGAAAAGGAUUUGGAGGAAAAGGUGUCGGAGGAAAAGGAAUUGAGGGAGGAGAUGAAAGAAUUGGAGGAAGAGGAGAAGGAAUUGGAGGAGGAGGAGGAGAAGGAAUUGAGGGAGGAGGAGAAGGAAUUGGGGGAGGAGGAAAAGGAAUUGGAGGAGGAGGAGAAGGAAUUGGAGGAGGAGAAAAAGGAAUUUGAGGAGGAGGAGGAGAAGAGAGAGGGAGAUGAUGAUGAUGAUGUCGUGGAGGUGCAAGAGGGAUGGGGGGGGAACGAGGUAGAGGCAGAGGUGAAAGAGGAGGAGGUGAAAGAGGAGAGGAAAGAGGAGAAAGAAGAGUUGGAAGAAGAAGAGAAUGCAGAGGAAGAGAAAGACAAGGAGGAGAAAGAGGAGGAGAAAGAAGGGGAGAAAGUGGAGGAGGAACAGGAGGAGGAGAAAGAGGAGGAGAAAGAAGGGGAGGAAGAGGAGGAGAAACAGGAGGAGGAGAUAGAGGCGAGAGAAGGGCAGAAAGAGGAGAAAGAUAUGGAGGAGACGGGGGAGAAAGUGGAGAAGAAAGAGGAGGAGAACCCGGGGGAGAGACAUGAGGUGAAAGAAAAGGAGAAUACGGAGGAGGAGAAUGAGGAGGAAGACGGAAGUGGAAACGGCAAGGCUGCUGAAGGCGGCUGCGAGAGGGAGGAAGGAGAGACUGAUGUGGAUGGGUUGAGGUGCGUCACACGUCAACCGUCUGAUCCACGGGGGGCUUUAAAGGUGAGGUUGGUGAGGCGCAUUACACGGCACCCAUCAGAUGCGCUGGCGUCCCAGGCGAGGUGGGUCGCCUGUGGUGCGACGGGCGAAGAGGGAGAUGAAGAGGAGAGUUAUCGGCAAUCCUGCAGACAGGGUAGUGAAGGCGGGGAGGGUGGGGAAGGUGGGGAGGAUGGUGAGAGAGGAGAGGGUGAAAGACUGGGCGGGAAUCAGGGGCAUGCGGCACAGGGUGGGGAGGAGGGGCGUGAGGGGAAGGGUGGGGAGAUGAGCAGUGGAGGAACGGGUGGGGAAAGGGGGGAGGUUGAAUGUCCGGAGACACAGCAGCAUUAUCUGAGGAGCAGGAAACGGAGCGAGGGAGGAGGAGAGAAAGGGAGAGGAGAGGAAGGGAGAGAAGAGGGAGGGAGAGGAGUGAAGCGAGGAGCGGGGCAGUGGGGGCAGCUUGGCAGGGCGAGGGGCCAUCGGAUGUGCCGCCAUGCCCCUCCUCAGCUGCUGUUUGGGCCUCCACCCUCUCGUGUUGAGGCACCUGCUGCUGCUGCUGCUGCUGCUGCCUCACCUGCCCCCUCUCUGCCCACACGUGACACAGGCGUUCCUCCUGCAUCACCUGCAUCACUCGCCAUGCGUGGUUUCCUGCUGAGAAUGCCCACACGUGACACAUGCGUUUCUCCUGCUCCACCUCAAUCCUCCACAGUCCCUGCUCCCUCCCCUCCCCCACCCGUUGCACUUGCUGCACCUGCCCCUCCACCCGUCGCUCUCUCCCUACCUGCCGCUCUCGGCACAAUCCUAGCUGCUGCUGGCAGCACAGCGCCUCCGGCCGCUGGCAUGACUCAGCAGGCCGACAGUACAGCUCAGCAGGCCAGCUGCGUGAGUCAGCUGGUCCGCUGCGUGACUCAGCGGGCCAACAGCUUGGCUCCCCAGGGGAGCAGGGUGUGUGAGGAGCAAACGAGUGCGGUGCUGCAGGGGUUUGGCUUGGUUCUCAUCACAGGGGAAGCAGCUGCAGCCCAGGCAUCCACCCACCCCUCGCCUGUGCAGCCAGUCGCUCACCUCUCGCCUGUCUGUUUUGCAGCUCAGCCUUUCUCUGCGCUUGGAGCGCCUGUGCACCCAACGCCUCCUUUCCAGUCCACUGCCCAGCCCUCUCCCGCUCAACCUACCUCUCAGCCCUCCCCUGCCCAGCCAACUGGGCAGCCCUCUGGUGUCCAUUCCACGGCUCCUCCACUCCCUGCUGUGCCACCACUCGUACUGGAACCCCCCUCUCUUCCCGCCCAGCAAAACGCUCACCCCUCUCCUGCUCAACCACCUACUGCUGAGCCCUCUGGUGCCCGUUCCGCAGCUGAACCGCUGCCUGACCAGCCAGCACUCGUUCUCGAACCCCCUCCUGGUCCCUCUCGCAGCCUUUCUUCAACCAUACUUCAUGCAUCGCUCCCCACCCAAGCCUCGCCCCCAAAUCAAGACCCGCCCCCCAUUCAAAACCUCCCCCCCAUGCAGUACCCGGUCUCUGCGCACGGAUCUCCCCGCACCCAGCCCUUUCCUUCUGUGGAUCUCCCUCCAAGUUCUCAGCACAUCUCCCCUGGUACUGCGCCUGCAACUGCCCCUGCAACUGUCCCCGCAGCUGCUCCAACUGCCCCUGUCACUGCCGCUGCGAUUCCCCUUGGUUUUAUGGAGACAAGCAGGCAGAUGCUGCAGGCACAGGGGGAGCAUGCGUCGAAUUCUGGAGAAGCGGAGCGAGGGGAGUGUUGGGAAGGGACGGAGAGGGAGGUGGGAGAGGAAGCAGAGAGAAGGGCAGGAGGCGAGGAUGGGGGAAUGGAGGAGAGGAGUAAAGGGGAGGAAGAGGGUGCAAGAGGGGAGGAGCAAGGGGGAGAGGGUGCAAGGAGUGUGCAAGAGGAGGGAGAUGGUGCAAGGAGGGAGCAAGGAAAAAGAGAGGAGCGGAUACACUUGCGAGAGAAUGAGCAGAUGCAAGGCGAGGGGCCGACGCAAGGCGAGGGGCCGACGCAAGGCGAGGGGCCGAUGUGGAAUGAAGGGCAGACACGGAGUGAGGGGCAGCAAGAACAAGGUAGGGAGGGUGCAGAGCAGAGAGAGGAGCGACGUGUGCAAGGAGGGGUGGAGGAGCCAAGGGUGGAGGAGCCAAGGGUGCUGGGAAGAAUGGAGGGGGGAGGGGUGCAGGGAAGAGCGGGGACCCGAAGGGUGAGGAGGAGAAGGGGGGCAGGGGAAGGGGUGGAGAGAAGAAUGGGGAGGGGAGAGGUGCAGAGAAGAGUAGAGGAGCAAGGGGUGCAGAGAAGAGUAGAGGAGCAAGGGGUGCAGAGAAGAGUAGAGGAGCAAGGGGUGCAGAGAAGAGUAGAGGAGCAAGGGGUGCAGAGAAGAGUAGAGGAGCAAGGAGUGCAGAGAAGAGUAGAGGAGCAAGGGGUGCAGAGAAGAGUAGAGGAGCAAGGGGUGCAGAGAAGAGUAGAGGAGCAAGGGGUGCAGAGAAGAGUAGAGGAGCAAGGGGUGCAGAGAAGAGUAGAGGAGCAAGGGGUGCAGAGAAGAGUAGAGGAGCAAGGGGUGCAGAGGCGAGUGGUGGGACGAGGUUGGGCCGCCACUUGUGCUGCUGCUGUUGCUGCCGCUGUCGCUGCCGCUGCUGCUGCUGCUGGCAUUGCUGCUGGUGCUGGUCGUGCUGGCACUGCUGCUGCCGCUGCUGGUCCUUCUGUUGGCCGUGCUGGUUCCCUUGGGGAUGGUGAUUUUGCUCGUGAUGGCGACGCGGAUAGGAAUGGUGUGGAGGGGUUGGAAGCGGUGGUGAGGGACAGAUGGUCUGGAAGCGACAACAGGGGGAUGGAAGAGCAGGGUUUGAGCCUAGGUGGUGGUGGUGGGUUAAGAGGGACGGUGAGAGAUGUGGGAGAGGAGGCGAGGAAUGGAGGGGAGGGAGAGAGGGAGAAAGAGAGGGAGAGGGAGAGUAUGCAAGAAAGGGAGGAGAUGAGGGGGGAAGGGAGGGAAAAGAGGAGGGAGGAAAGGAGGGAAGAGAGGAGGGAAGAGAGGAGGGAAGAGAGGAAGAAGGAGAGGAGGGAAGAGAGGAGGGAAGAGAGGACAGAAGAGAGGGAAAGGAGGAGGGAUGAGAUGAGGGAAUUGAGAGAGGAGAGGAGGGAAGAGAGGGGGGAAGAGAGGACGGAGGAGAGGGAAGGGAGGAGGGAAGAGAGGUGGGAAGUGAGAGAAGAGAGGAGGGAAGAGAGGAGGGAAGAGAGGAGGGAAGAGAGGAGGGAAGAGAGGAGGGAAGAGGGGAGGGAAGAGAGGAGGGAAGAGAGGAGGGAAGAAGUUGUGAGGCUGAGAGAGGUGACUGAGAGUAUGGAAUUGGAGGAAGGGGAGGUGGUAGAAGAGGGGGAGGAGGGGGAGGAAGGGGAGGUGGAGGAAAUGGAGGAGGUGGAGGAAGGGGAGGUGUUAGAAGAGGGGGAGGAAGUGGAGGAAGGGGAGGAGGUGGAUGGAGGGGAGGAGGAAGAGGAGGUAGAGGAGGAAGGGAUAGUUGGGUGCAGAGGGUGCAUGGUAGCGAGCGAGAGGGGAGGCGGUGUGGGUGGAAUGAGUGGGGCACGUGCGGGGGAAGGGAGGAGUGAGCAGCCCCCCCGUCAGGCACCCGUAGCAGCGGAUCCCAACGCGGUGCGUGCAGAGGCGCACAGGGGAGGGCUCGUGAGCAUGUCCAUGCCCAUGCUUGUGGGUGGAGAGAUGCAAUCGAGAGGGGGCAUGGUCAUGGGCAUGCCUAUGCCCAUGCCCAUGCCCAUGCCCAUGCUUGUGGGUGGAGAGACACAAACGAGAGGGGGCAUGGGCAUGGGUGGAGAGGCACGCAGGGGAAGGCUGCUGGGCAUGCCUGUGGGUGCCUCUCAUGUGAUUGUUCUGUCUGAUGACGAUGAAGAGGCAGGCCAGGGGGAGGCGAGUCCGAGGGAGAGGGGCCGGGUGGAGGAGGGUCGGGCGGAGGAGGUUCGGGUGGAGGAGGAGGGAGAAGAGGAGGAGGGCAGAGGGAAAAGGGGAUGCUUUGAAAGGGAAGAGGGGGAGAGUGGGGCGAGGCUAGUGGGGGAGAAAGAGGCAGCUGGGAUGGUGGGAGGCGAUGCAGAGGAGUGGAAUGAGGGGGGGCAGGGGGUGCAGGAGGGAGAAAGGAGGAGUGGUUGGAGAGGGCAUUUUGAAAAGGAAAAUGGGGAGGGACAUUCCGAAGGAGAUCCAGAUGCGGGGAUGGAAGUGGAGGGAGGCAGAGUGAGGACGAGUGAGUGUGAGAUGCGGCCAGGUGAAGUGGGGAAGAGGGAGGUGCUUGAGCAGGGAAAGAAGGGCGAGGAGAGGGAGGAGGGGGGGGAGGAUAGGGAGGAGGGUGCACAAGGAGAGGAGAAGGAGGAUAAGGAAGAGGGAGAUCAGGGCGAGAAAGGGGGGAAGGAGGGGCAGGGAGUGCAGAGAGUGCAGGGGGAGGAGAGGGAGCAGGGCGGGAAGAGUGAGGAGAAAAAAAAGGAGCUGUCCGGAAUGGUUGGGGAAUGUGGGGAGAUGGAAGGGACCGGGGAGGAGGGGAAGCGGCUGGGGAGUGCUGCUGGCGCAUGUGGGGGUGAUGCAGGGAGGGGAGCGAGGGUGAUGCACAGGAAGGAGGACGUGAAGGGGAGGCGAGAGGAUGAGAGGGUUGAGGCAUGGCAUGGGAAAGAGGUGAUUGUGCUGGAUGUUAGUGAUGAGGAGGAGGACCAUAACGAGCGUGCUAAUAACGAGGAUGAGUCAAACAAGGGACGUAAUGAUAAGAUGGGAGGUGGGGAGAGUGAGAGGGAUGGGGUGAGUAGGGUGGGAGGAGCAAUGCAGAGGCAAGGGGAUGGGGAGAGAGGGGGAAGUGAGUGCGAGGAAGGGGCUGCGAAAGUGCGAGGGAGAGAGUGUGGUGUGGAGGAGGAUUCGGAAUUAGAGGAAGGGGAAGUUCGAGAGGAGGAGGGGGAUGAGGAUGAUGGGUGGAAUGAUGGGGGAGAGAGCAGUGAGAGAGAAGGGGAGAUAGGGAACAAUGCUGGGUAUGAUAAGGAGGGUGGGGAGGUGAGGCGUUAUCAAGAGGAUGAGGAGAUGAGGGAAAAGGAGAGGAAGGAAGAGGAGAGGAUGGAAGAGGAGAGAAAGGAAGAGGAGAGGAAGGAAAAGGAGAGGGCGGAAGAGGAGAGGAAGGAAGAAGAGAGAAAGGAAGAGGAGAGGAAGGAAAAAGAGAGGAAGGAAGAGGAGAGGAAGGAAGAGGGGCGGCAGGGAAUAAAUCAGGUGACAAGAGAGGAGGAAGGGAACAAGGAGGAAAGGAGUGGGAAGAUGCGAGAGGAAGGUGAUGCAGUGGAAGCAAAAGGUGGUCAGAGACCGGCGGGGCUGGGCCGUGCGUGGGGCUUACUGGCUGCUCGUAGCAUCAUUCCCCAUCACCCGCAUGGCCCGUGUCGUGCUCACCACCCCCACCAUGUUCAUCUCUCUCGCCCUCGUUACCCUUGUCACUCUGCUGCGCCUACUGUGGUGGGUGCUUCUAGCGCGCCGGUGAAGGAUGGGGCUGUUGGUGUGAGGGAGGAGGAUGAGGUUGAAGAGGAGAUUAUCUUUCUGGAUGAUGAUGAUGAGGAAGAGGAGGAGGAAGAGGAGGAGGAAGAGGAGGAGGCGAGGAGAGUGGGACAGGGAGAGGGGAGAGAGCAAGGAGAGGAGACAGGGGGUGCGACGGUGGUUAUAUUGGAUGAUAGUGGAAGAUGUAGAGAGGGGAUGGGGCAAGUGGAAACAAGGAAGGAAGAGGUAGCGAGGAAGGAAGAGGGAGAAAUGACGGGGAGAGCACACAAAGAGUUGGAAGGUGUGGAGGAGGCGGGCGAGGAAGGGGAUGGAGUGUGGGGGCAGGAAGGAAGUGAAGGGGUGCGGCGAGAAGAGGAAGGUGAGGAGGCUGAUCAAGGGGCAGAGGAGGAAAGCAAGGAGCAGCCAAAGGAGUUGGAAAGGGUCUCAGGUGGAGAGGUGGAAGGGGACGGAAGGUGCACUGGCAACAGGGCCGUUUUUGAGUCGACUCAAGAGGUACCUAAAGAGUUGGAGAAAGCACCAGAUGGAGAGGUGGGCGGGGAAGGAAGGAGGCCAGGUAAGAGGGGAGGCAGGGAAGAGGAGUGGGAUGUGUGGGGUUGGGAGCGUGCAUGGAAGAGGGCGAAGAGUGCCGUGGAUGAGUGGCUGGACGAGGGGGAUGACGCGUUGGUGGGGGCGGGUGUACAAGGUGGGGAGGGAGGGGAGAAGGGCGGAAUGGGGGUGGAGAGGCAGAGGGGAGAAGCAGGAGGGGCAGGAGAGGGAGGAGAGGGAGGAGAGGGAGGAGAGGGAGGAGAGGGAGGAGAGGGAGGAGAGGGAGGAGAGGGAGGAGAGGGAGGAGUGGCAGGAGAAGCAGCGAGUGCAGGGCAAUCUGUGCAUGAGGAUGAGCUGGUGUGCUCGGCUCCGUGUGUAGGAGAGGCCGGGGGCGUGGAGGUGAGCUCUGGGUCGGCUCAGACUUCACCAAAUGCAGAGCAAUGCUUGGCUGGGGAUGGGCGGGACGAGGUGGCGUGCUGUGAUCCGUGUGGGGGAGAGAGUGGUGGCGUGGAGGGAGGCGGGGCGCGGAAGAGGAAGAGAGAUGUGCAGGAGGGAGAGAUGUGCAGCGAGGAAGGCCCAGCGGAGAUGCAGGGAGAGGUGAAUUUGAGAGGCGAGGAGGGGCUUGUAGGCCCAGAGGAGAAAGCGGAAGAUGAAGCUAAGGGGGAGGAGGCACGGGAAGAGGCUGAUCAGGAAGCCACUGGACUUACUGAAGCCACAAGGACCGCAACAAACACGACAGCCACAACAGCUGCAACAGACGCAACAGCCACAGCAGCCACAACAGCCGCAACAGGUGCAAGAGACACAAGAGGUGCAAGAGGCACGAGAGGCAUAGAUGUGCUUCUCCCGUCUGCCCUCCUCAUUGCAUCUCCUCGCCUCCAUCCCUCUGCUUCACCUGCACCACCCCUUCCCAUCCCACCCACAUCAACCUUACCUCAGCCUCCCCCCGCCUCCUCCUCCCCACCUGUUGCCUCAACCCCUGUUGCUCCUGCCACCUCUGCUCCCUCCUCCUCUGCUCCCUCUUCCUCCGCCCCCUCCUCUGCUCCCUCCUCUUCUCCCUCCUCCUCCGCCCCCUCCUCCUCUGCUCCUUCCUCCUCCUCUGCUCCCUCCUCCUCUGCCCCUUCCGCUGAUCCUGCUUCUCCCACUCCUUCAACCCGCACUGCUCCUCCCCCCUCUCCCCCUGCUGCUCCCUCUCCCCCUCCUCCUGCCAGGAAGGAGCAGAAGGAGCAGGCAGCGCACGUGUCAUCUCCCGUGUCUCUCCCAUUCCUCUCCCGUGCGUGUCUCUCUCGUUCCUCUCCCAUGUCUCUCCCGUUCCUCUCCCAUGUCUCUCCCGUUCCUCUCCCAUGUCUCUCCCAUUCCUCUCCCAUGUCCCUCCCGUUCCUCUCCCAUGUCUCUCCCGUUCCUCUCCCAUGUCUCUCCCGUUCCUCUCCCAUGUCUCUCCCGCUCCUCUCCCAUGUCUCUCCCGUUCCUCUCCCAUGUCUCUCCCGUUCCUCUCCCGUAUCUCUCUUUCGUUUUUUCCAAAACUCUCCCGUGCCCUCAAUUUCGCCGCCUCAUAUCUCCCACCCACAGGCAACGAACCAGCCCUCCCCAAGGGUUGUGACGAGCAAAAGGCGGCCCCACCUCGCCCCAAUGCACUUGCAGGCGCAUGCAGCAGGCGGGCAGGCCAUGGGAUGGGAUGGAAGCUGCCCUGGCGUGCCCUCCCCAGGAGCAGUGACCAUCAGGCGGGCGUACCUCACCCCGAUGCAGCUGCAGGCGCAGCAGGCCAUGCGAGCCAUGGAGGCUGCAGAGGCUGAGUGGCGCCGGGAGGAGCAGCAGCGCCAGCAGGCAGCGCACACACUUAUCUUCACUCCCAUGUCCCCCGUUCCUCCUGUUUCUCCCAUUUUCCCCAUGUCCCCCGUUCCUCCUGUUUCUCCCAUUUUCCCCAUGUCCCCCGUUCCUCCUGUUUCUCCCAUUUUCCCCAUGUCCCCCGUUCCUCCUGUUUCUCCCAUUUUCCCCAUGUCCCCCGUUCCUCCUGUUUCUCCCAUUUUCCCCAUGUCCCCCAUUCCUCCUGUUUCUCCCAUUUUCCCCAUGUCCCCCGUUCCUCCUGUUUCUCCCAUUUUCCCCAUGUCCCCCGUUCCUCCUGUUUCUCCCAUUUUCCCCAUGUCCCCCGUUCCUCCUGUCCCGAACCGGCCCUCCCCAGGGGCAGUGGUGACCAUCAGGCGGCCCCACCUGAACCCAAUGCAGCUGCAGUCACAGCAGGCCAUGCGAGCCUUGGAGGCUGCAGAGGCAGAGUGGCGCCGGGAGGAGCAGCAGCGCGAGCAGGCAGCGCAGCGCGAGAGGGAGAAACAGCGGAAAGAGAGGGAGCGGGAGCGAGAGCUUGAGCGGCGGCAGCAGCUGCUGGGGGAGAUCGGGGUGGAGCACGAUUGCUGGCCGUCGGAUUUCCUCCGAAAGAGGAUGCAGAGCCAUCAGAUUGCUGCGUUCCGAUUCAUCUGGCACCACCUGGUGGCUGGGGGCGGGGGGGGGCCAGGGGAAGGGCGAGUGGGAGCAGGGGGAGGAGACGUGAAAUCACAGGAGAGGGAAGUAGGGGGGUGCAUCUUGGCGCAUGCGCCUGGCACGGGCAAGACGCUGACCACCAUCGCCUUCAUCGAGAAGCUUCUCUCCCUGCAUCACCAUCAGCGGCUCACUCGUGGUGAGACGGGGCAUCUCAGUGCCUCUGCUGCUGUGUCUGCAGCAAGCGGCACCCCGCCGCGCAUCCUGAUCGUGACAGAGCUCUCCAUAGUGGACUCAUGGUGGGGCGAGUUCCACAAGUGGAUCACCACCCGCUCCCAGCGCGCUGUCAUCCCCUCCCUCAAAGUCCUGGAAGGCGGGGGCGCAGGGGGGAUACGAGAAGCAGAGAGGGUGGCCAAGGCGUGGGCUGCUAAGGGUGGUGUGUUGAUUGCGACUUAUGGGUUUCUGGAAGGGGUGAUUGAGAAGCGGGGAGUAGGGGGGGCAGGAAGGGCAGGCGGGGUGUGGGGGUUGGGGUCGCAGGGGCGGGAGGAGGGGGUGUGGGCGAGGGGCGAGGUGAGACGGAUGGUGGUGGAGGAGACGGAUGUGCUCAUCUGUGACGAGGGCCACCGCAUCAAAUCGCCCUCCACCAUCUCGCACCGGGUAAGCACAGCGUGCGUGUGA